AAGUGGUACCACCUGCACAGGUAGAACACUACUGUACCUGCAGAAGUGGACAGAGGACAGAUCAACGAUGACUUCAAGCAUGGAACGAAAGACUGGCCUGACCUUCAGUCUGGUGACUGUUAUCUUGCUUGCUGCUGGCAGCGUCACGUUUUCUGCUGGGAUUCCCCAACCACGGGUGGGUCAAGAUGAAACUCUGAACCACCCAGUGAAUGUUGACGACAUGAGGCACUGUGACUGUGUAGAUCCCAACAUUGGCUACAAGGACUGUGCUGACCUCUACCCUCAGCUCUUCUCGGCCGACACGGUGCAGGACGUACUCCUGUUCAUCAAACCUGAGUCUUCCACCGACCAGUUUGACGUCUACUGUGACAUGACUACAGAUGGUGGGGGCUGGACUGUCAUACAGAGGAGGUUUGAAGGGAAACUCAACUUCGAUAGAAACUGGGUGGACUACCAAAACGGGUUUGGGAGGGUCGAGGGGGAACUCUGGCUCGGACUGGAUAAGAUUAGCAACCUGACAUCCCAGAAUAGCUAUGAGUUGUAUGUGGAGUUGGAGGAUUGGGAAGGGAAUGUUGCCCAUGCUAAAUAUGAUACGUUCAGCGUUGGGGAUGAGAGUACAGAUUAUACACUGACCAUUGGGGGGUACAGUGGGGAUGCUGGAGACUCUAUGGAAUACCAUAACGGUAUGAAAUUCAGUGCUAGGAAUAAGGACAAUGAUAGGUCAGGUAGUUGGCAUUGUGCUCAGAAAGAUUCAGCUGGCUGGUGGUACAAACGUUGUGCUAUAACUGUCCUGAAUGGUCCCUACUUCCAGCCAGAGGAAUAUCAUGGCUCCUCUGACACAGGGUAUGGCAUUUUCUGGCAGCGCUGGAAAGGUUGGAACUAUGUACUGAAGGCCACCAAGAUGAUGGUGCGACCUCAAAACUUUGUCCGCAAUCUGUAACUGAAGUGCGGAUCCUUCUUUCAUAGACUAUAUGUAUAACACUGUAGUCUAUAGAAUGUAUUCCUUACUGACGAUGAUGGAAUUUGAUCAUUAAAACCACCACAAGUCAGUAUGACAUGAC
This is a messenger RNA of Branchiostoma belcheri (Belcher's lancelet), 1061 nucleotides long. RefSeq names its product microfibril-associated glycoprotein 4-like. The transcript is spliced from 3 exons. The coding region runs from base 68 to 940 and encodes 290 amino acids. The record is from RefSeq and is a predicted model, not a curated record. NCBI's taxonomy places the organism in Eukaryota, Metazoa, Chordata, Leptocardii, Amphioxiformes, Branchiostomatidae.